Molecule: messenger RNA, 1500 nt
Organism: Exophiala aquamarina CBS 119918
Lineage: Eukaryota; Fungi; Ascomycota; Eurotiomycetes; Chaetothyriales; Herpotrichiellaceae
Exons: 1
Coding region: 1-1500 (499 amino acids)
Source: RefSeq, a predicted model, not a curated record
AUGAUACCUGCCAUGAUUGUGCGCAAUGUCACCAAGAAUCUUGUCCUUGUGGCCAUAAUUAUCUCAUUUGCACCCAUCUCAACAUUUCUCCUAGCCGCCAAUUAUUUCUAUCUUUGUUGCUUUCCCCGUUCUUCUGUUCGCCGCCGUCUGAGAAAGACCCCAGGGUUUGAACCCAAAACCAUCCUGCUAAGCGGUAUCAACACUCCCCAAGGUUUAUGUUUGGCAAGGGCCUUUUAUGACACCGGCCACAAUGUUAUAGGCGUGGACGGUGAACCUGGCGGUAUUCCCGUUCCUCCUCGCUUCUCCAAGACCGUACACAAAUUUUACGUGCUGAACAUGACUUUGGCCGAUGGGAUGACAAAUGAGUAUGUCAGACGCUUGACGGAAACCAUCGAAAACGAGGGCGUGGACUUGUGGGUAAACUGUGCCACUGGUGCCAACCCCUCCCUCGAAGCCCAAGUCAAGGCAAAAAUUGAGCAAACAACAAAGUGCCGUUGUUUUGCUCUCAGCCCUGAUAACGCUUCUCGCUUUACCACUCGUGAGACCUUCCUCUCGUACAUGCACAGCCUUGGGCUCCCAGUCCCAGAAGUGCACCAGGUCAGAUCACGGGAUGAACUGCACAAAGUGCUAAACAAAUCCCUUGGUCGACGAAAGUACUUACUUCAUGCUCCGAAAGAACCAAAUCAUUGCCGGGCGAGGACUCCUUUACCAAGGCGUACGCUCAGCCAGACUUACAACUUGGUAUCACGGAUUGAUAUCAGUCAGAGCUCACCUUGGAGACUGGAGCAAGACACUGGAGAAUUGGAGAAAUACUCAACCUUUGGAAUCAUCGUCCAUGGACAAGUCAAAGCCUUCGCAGCCAGCUUCUCAACCGCGGACUCAUCCAUCCACCUGCUUGAUCCGCAAUCGGCCUUGAGCCAAUCCAUGCUUCGGUUCGUUUCUUCAUUCGCAGAGAGCCAGGGCUCCGGCUUCAGCAUUCAUCUCGGCAUUGAUUUCUGCGUUGAGGAUUGGGUGACGGUAACUGGGGUUGUGAAAACAAUUCUACCAGUAGAGAUUUCUAACCAGGCCCACAAAAACACCUUACUAUUUCAAGGUAUGUCGGGAUCGGUUCAACUGACACGGGCAUAUCUUGCAUGUCUGCAGCCAGUCGGUUCGCUAGGCAAGAAGGAGGAAGGCCUCACGUCAUUACAUCCACACCACGAUGCACUGGAGGAUCCAUUCAUGCCAGAGUCCAAGAUUGUCAGCGUGUACAACUUCGGCGAACUGGUGUCUCGAUUGGCAGUUGGGCCUCUAACAGGACUGCUCACGUUGAGGAAUACGCCGAAGGCCUUUUCGAGGAAUUUAGUCCUGCUGGUCAAUCGUCUCUUUCUUUGGACAGAUGACUCAUACAGCAUAAACGAUCCUGUGCCUUUCUGGUGGCACUACCAGGUGUAUGUCCCAUUUGGAAUCAUCAAGAACAUCGUCAGGGGACAACUUGCCUCUUGCCGUCUUGAUGGCUAG